This is a messenger RNA of Vicia faba (fava bean), 546 nucleotides long. The record is from the annotation of a GenBank genome assembly. NCBI's taxonomy places the organism in Eukaryota, Viridiplantae, Streptophyta, Magnoliopsida, Fabales, Fabaceae.
AUGAAUGAAAGUGAGUGCAGUUGGACGUGUCCACCCUUUGAAUACUCUAGCAAGUACUAUCAUGUGUCUGAAAAUGGAGGUGGAUGUGUGAGACAAACAAGUUUCUUUCAAGGAAAACCUCUUCUUAACCAAGGAGUUGGAUAUUCAAUCAUUCUUGGUUUUGGUGCUUUCUUUGCUCUCUUCACCUCUUUCUUGGUAUGGCUGGAGAAAAGGUAUGUCGGCUCACGCCACACCUCUGAAUGGUUCAAUACAGCAGGAAGAAAUGUUAAGACAGGACUCAUUGCUAGUGUCAUUGUGUCUCAGUGGACUUGGGCUGCUACAAUCCUGCAAAGCUCGAAUGUUGCUUGGGAGUAUGGAGUUAGUGGACCUUUCUGGUAUGCUAGUGGAGCCACCAUUCAAGUGAUGUUAUUUGGAAUUAUGGCUAUAGAGAUUAAAAGAAAGGCUCCUUAUGCCCAUACCGUGUGCGAAAUUGUCAAAGCCCGGUAUGUUACUUUGUUUACAUACCAAAGUAGUGUUACAAUUGUCCCAGACCUUGAACAGCUAUAG